Silurus meridionalis is the source of this 2488-nucleotide messenger RNA. Its product is annotated as serine/threonine-protein kinase ICK-like. Gene Ontology annotation, biological process: intraciliary transport; protein phosphorylation; intracellular signal transduction. Gene Ontology annotation, cellular component: nucleus; cilium; cytoplasm. Gene Ontology annotation, molecular function: protein serine/threonine kinase activity; ATP binding. Lineage: Eukaryota; Metazoa; Chordata; Actinopteri; Siluriformes; Siluridae. The transcript has 14 exons. The record is from RefSeq and is a predicted model, not a curated record. The coding region runs from base 417 to 2225 and encodes 602 amino acids.
UAUAUCGCGGUGUAUCAUUGGCUACAACUGUUCGGUUCCUGCGCUUGGAUUGGCUUUACAGGACGUUAUAACCAAUCAGAAUUUAGGAGGCGGGCGUUAUCGGAAUACGGGUAGGAAGUGAAAAGGGUUUGUUUGCGCCUAUCGUUGUUUGUCGUACGAGUCGUUGGGGAGGUUGUAAAGGACGGAUCGGCUUGCUGUUUAUUUCCCUUGGACUUGCAGAUGGGAUCAGAGUAACGUUACGACCUAAAGACGCGACUGACGACGAUGCAGGACAGGUACACCACCACACAUCAACAUCAUGACUUCGAGACCUGUCACUCAACUCUCUUGUAACCUCAGAACCUGGCUGCAUUUGAGCGGCCGUCGAACAGGUGCCGGGCGUGACUACGCGUCAUGCUGAGAACGAAAACAGCACUAUGAACCGAUACGCUGCCAUCCGGCAGCUUGGCGAUGGCACCUACGGCUCGGUCACACUGAGCCGGUGCCUGGAGUCCGGUGAGCUCGUCGCCAUCAAGAAAAUGAAAAGGAAAUUUUAUUCCUGGGAGGAGUGCAUGAAUCUCCGAGAGGUCAAGUCCCUGAAGAAACUCAACCAUGCAAACGUGAUCAAGCUGAAGGAGGUGAUCCGGGAAAACGAUCAGCUCUACUUUGUGUUUGAGUGUAUGAAGGAGAACCUCUAUCAGCUCAUGAAAGAAAGAACGCGCUUGUUUCCUGAGUCUGCAGUGAGGAAUAUCAUGUUUCAGAUUCUUCAGGGACUUGCCUUUAUUCAUAAACACGGCUUUUUUCACAGAGAUCUGAAGCCAGAGAAUCUUUUGUGCAUGGGUCCCGAGCUUGUAAAAAUUGCCGACUUCGGACUGGCUCGAGAGAUCCGAUCUCGUCCUCCUUACACUGACUACGUGUCGACAAGAUGGUACCGAGCUCCAGAAGUGCUUCUCAAGUCCACCAGCUACAGCUCUCCUAUAGACCAAUGGGCUGUAGGAUGUAUCAUGGCUGAACUCUACACACUCAGACCUCUGUUUCCUGGCUCCAGUGAGGUGGACACUAUUUUCAAGAUCUGCCAGGUUUUAGGAACUCCAAAAAAGAACGACUGGCAUGAAGGAUGCCAGCUGGCGGCCUCCAUGAAUUUUCGCUGGCCGCAGUGCGUGCCCACUAGCCUAGCCUCCCUCAUCCCCAACGCCAGCUCUGAAGCCAUUCAGCUAAUGAGAGACCUGCUGCAGUGGGACCCGAAAAAACGUCCAGCAGCCUCACAGGCCUUGCGUUAUUCCUACUUUCACGUGGGUCAGGUCUUAGGCCCUCAGCAGCAGAUUCAAGACCACGGUCAAAAGAAACCUCCGCAUCUCAGGCCGGACCCUCCGCCUCAGAUCCCAGCUCUCCCCCUACCUGAUGCAGCCCGUCCACUACAGCACCUACCAGAGCCACCUAAAAGGCAAGGAAAAGACGAGCUCAAGAGUGACAGAGUGGUGCAGGGCCGCUUCCCUCUGAUACAGGACAAAGGCUUUCAGAGCAAGCUUACUCCAGAACCCGAGAAUGCAAAAUUGUCCAGCGGUUUAUCGAAGCCUAAAGGAGGCCGGAGGAGAUGGGGUUAUGUGACCGGGGUCUUAAAGGGAGACGACUGGGAUGAUUGUGAGGACACGGACACUACAUCCACCACCCUGAACAAACCCUUUUUCAUCAGCAAUGAAAAACGGCUACAGGGAGACAGCAGUGUGAACAGGCUGGGAAACGUUUUGGAUUUUAGUCUGUCGAACAACAGGAGCGAAGGAGUCAAGAAUAUAAACAACGCGCUGCUCUUCCAAGAGCCAUCCAGGACAGCAUCCGCCAAACAGCAUUACCUGAAGCAAUCGAGAUAUUUACCAGGGUUAAACACAAAGAAGAAUGUAGCAGUUAAUGCAGGAAAAGACUACAGUGGAAGCACGUGGGAGGGCAACAGUGCUCCUGUCGGAGGAACUUUUUCAAUCAAAGGCAAUCACGGGACACGUACAGGAGCGUAUGUGCCAAGCUCAGUGUGUAAGAAAGAGACUGGUUCAGCUGGCCAAAGAGUGCAUCACGCACCAGUCGAUUCAACGUCAAAUUAUGCAACAUGGAAAUCCAGCAGGUCAAACACUCACGUGGGCACGUCAUCCUACGUGCCGUCUCCCGCCAAGAGCACACCCGGCACGAGACCUCGCCCUGCUCUGCAGCCCGUUCACGGCCGCACAGACUGGUCCGCCAAAUACAGCCAUCGCUAGGCCGUUCUCAACAUCAGCACUACUUUCUCUACCGUGGAAUUUUUAAAAUAUCAACCUUCUUAUAUAGCAAUAACCUUUUACAAUCCUCUGUGUAAAUUGUUUGUGAAGUUUUUAUAUUGAUUUUGCAAAAUAUGCACAAGAAUCUCAGUGCUGGUGUCAAUCUGUUUGCUUUUUUUUUUCCCUGCAUAGUGUCCAAAAAAAACAAGUGUAUGCAUUAAUGUAUGUUCAGUACAUUUGUUGAUAUUAAAGGUCUUUAUUUUAUA